GCAGCAGCAGCGGCCGCCCCCGUCCCCGCCCCCGGCCCCGUCCCGGCGCCCCUAUGGGGAGAACAGACAAUGGAUUAUGAUUUCAAGGCGAAGCUGGCGGCGGAGCGGGAGCGAGUGGAGGAUCUCUUUGAGUACGAAGGGUGCAAAGUGGGACGCGGCACCUACGGGCACGUCUACAAGGCGAGGCGGAAAGAUGGAAAAGAUGAAAAGGAAUAUGCACUGAAGCAAAUUGAAGGGACAGGAAUAUCCAUGUCGGCUUGUAGAGAGAUUGCACUUUUACGAGAAUUGAAGCACCCCAACGUGAUUGCGUUACAAAAGGUGUUCCUUUCUCACAGUGACCGAAAGGUUUGGCUUCUGUUCGAUUAUGCAGAACAUGAUUUGUGGCACAUUAUCAAGUAUCAUCGUGCUUCAAAAGCAAAUAAAAAGCCCAUGCAGUUGCCAAGAUCUAUGGUCAAAUCGCUACUCUACCAGAUCCUUGAUGGAAUUCAUUACCUCCAUGCAAACUGGGUGCUUCAUCGAGAUCUGAAACCUGCAAAUAUCCUGGUAAUGGGAGAAGGCCCUGAAAGGGGAAGAGUUAAAAUAGCUGACAUGGGCUUUGCCAGACUAUUCAAUUCUCCCCUAAAACCUCUAGCAGAUUUGGAUCCAGUAGUGGUGACAUUCUGGUAUAGAGCUCCGGAGCUGUUGCUUGGUGCAAGGCAUUACACAAAAGCCAUUGAUAUAUGGGCAAUUGGCUGCAUAUUUGCUGAACUAUUGACUUCAGAACCUAUUUUUCAUUGUCGACAAGAGGACAUCAAAACAAGCAAUCCUUUUCAUCAUGAUCAACUGGAUCGUAUUUUCAGCGUCAUGGGGUUCCCUGCAGAUAAAGACUGGGAAGAUAUACGGAAGAUGCCAGAAUAUCCAACACUUCAAAAAGACUUCAGAAGAACAACAUAUGCCAAUAGUAGCCUCAUAAAGUACAUGGAGAAACAUAAAGUCAAGCCUGACAGCAAAGUUUUCCUUUUGCUUCAGAAACUUCUCACUAUGGAUCCUACAAAGAGAAUUACCUCAGAGCAAGCCUUGCAAGAUCCCUACUUCCAGGAGGAUCCCUUGCCUACAUCAGAUGUAUUUGCUGGCUGCCAGAUUCCAUAUCCCAAACGAGAAUUCCUUAAUGAGGAUGAACCUGAGGAAAAAGCUGACAAGAAUCAACAACAGCAGAAUCAACAUCAGCAACCAACAGCAAAUCAACAGCAACAGCAGCAGACCGCACCUCAGCAGCAACAGCAAAACAGCACUCAGACAAAUGGAACUACAGGAGGAACAGCAGGAGGAGGAGGAGGAGGAGGAGGUGGCGGAGGAGGAGGAGGAGGAGGAGGAGGAGCCUGUGGUACUGGGGCAGGUCUCCAGCAGAGUCAGGACUCUGGACUCAAUCAGGUGCCUCCAAAUAAGAAACCACGGAUAGGACCUUCAGGCACUAACUCAGGCGGGCCUGUAUUGCCUUCUGAUUAUCAGCACUCCACUUCCCGCCUGAGUUACCAAAGUAACGUUCAGGGAUCUUCUCAGUCCCAGAAUGCGAUGGGGUAUUCGACGUCAUCUCAGCAGGGCUCUCAGUAUCAUCCGUCUCAUCAAUCUCACAGAUACUGAGUAGGCUUCCGGACUCCGUUCACGGUGGAAUGGACUAAACAGAAAUAGCUCCAGCAAUAUGAAGUUCAUAAUGAGAAGAACCAAAAAUGCAAACUGUGAUGAAAAUUCACAAUUACACAAGGAAAUUUAUUUUUUGUUGACCAUUUUGCAGAGACCUGUAUUCCUUCUUUGCUUACACAAAGGAGGUUCUUGUGAAGUUUCCCAGUCAUCUUUCCCCUUGCAUGGGUUCCAUUGUGGUUUCUGAUCUAAACCCAGCACUUGACUUCUCGAACCUUCAGCAUUACUUUGAAAGAUUCCCAGUGCACCUUCCUCAUGCGUGCUGGUACGGCAGUCACCUUGACCUACCUUUUCAAAACUCUUCAAGAAUGUUUUAAUGUUUAGGUUCUGAGCACCAAGAAUUCCAGCUGCAUAUAGAUUUAUACUUAGUAAACAGGUUUAGCAACCCAGGUGAAAAUGCACCUUUUUAAGCACGACAUUGUUUUCAAAGGAUAUUACUGUUUUGCUCAUUGGUGUCAUAUUCAGAAAAUUUUGCUAUUCCAGAGUAUUUUACUAGUACGUUUUUAUCAGUCUAGUUUUCAGAGGAGGACUUUAAACAAAGAAACACAUAAAAAAAGAAGAAAAAAAUGGGGGGAAAAAAAUCUACCUUGAAAGAUACCUUAGAUUUCUGCAAUUAAUAUGCUUCUUGCUACUGCACUGAAUGCCAGUCGGGCAUAUGGAACUCGAUCUUAGAAUCAAGAUCCUCUUCUCGAUUGUUUCCCUUAGACACCAUUUUUUAAUCUAGUUCUGGGGUAUGAUGCUAGGAUAAAAAGAAAAACAUUUCAAUGGUUUAAUUAAUAAUGAAAUACAAAUCUCUGGCCACCCACAAAUAAUAGUGAGAAAAGCAUUUUAAUGCUCUAGAAGUUUAGAAGGAAGCAGAAUACUGAAUAGAGGAUGUUCUUUUAGAAAAAAAACUUCCUAUAUCUAAAUCUGUAUCUAUCUAGCUAUAUAUACAUAUACAAACACAUAAAAAUAUGUGUGUAUAGGUAUAUAUAGUAUGUAGAGUUAUCUUAUCUAGAGAACUAUCAAUUUCCUCAACCCUGGGCCAGAUGGAGUAGAUUUCCUGAAUAAUCAAGAUUACUCAGAGAGAUGUUUAUAACCAUAUAUGCUUUCUACAAAAUACACUUCCCAUUCAUCUUUGCAUAUUUAAAAAAAAUUGAAAUGACUGCUUUAAAAGCAUGUUUAAAAUAUAGAUUUUUGAUGUUUAAGGUAAGUAUUCUAUAUACAUGAUAUUGCUAUUGUUGAUGCAAAUCAAUUCUAUCAAGAGGCUUUUUAUUGCACUGUAUAUUUCGUUUAUCCCUAGGAACAGACUUAGUGAUUAUGUCUAAAAGUUUUGGGCAGAUAAGUAUAAGAUUAUAAUACUUAAAGUAAUAGUCCAGUAAUCAUUAUCAAAGGUUAAGUGCCCUAUUAUUAUCCAGCUUCAUGAAAAUAUAUUCCUCAGGAAGAUGUAAUAAUUUUGGGAAUUUUAUUUUUGUUUAAUGCUUGGAAAUUAAUAUGAAGAGUGACACUUUUCCCUGCAAUAACAGUUGAAGAACAUUUAUACUCUUUGAAUGGUACACUAGCUACAUCUAUAGAACCGGUCUUAUUUUUAAAAUUGAUUUCUCAUGUUUCCCUGAUUUUGAUGUCCUGGGUUCAGAUACAGGUAGAAUAAGGCUGUGGACAAGCUAGUAUAUGUUUUGCACUAAAACUAUAAAUUUGAAACCCUUAAGGACCAUACUGUUCUGAUAAUAAUACUUUUCAUUAAGAAUGAAUCAUUCAUAAUUACCAACAUGUUUGAAAGUAGGCCAAGUGAACAAACUCCCCCCAAAAGGAACAUCAUAGAAUUUUCACAGUAGUUUUUGUUGAACAUCAUAGAAUUUUCACAGUAGUUUUUGUUGUUCGAUCCCUCUUGAACAAAAAUGAGAGCCUUCUAUAGCCAGAUUAACAUUAAAGAAUCUGCCGGAUCCACUGACCAGAUUUACUGUAACCACCUUGAAAAAAUAAAGCAGAUGAUUAAAUGCAAUGGAAGGAAUUGGAGGAAAAAAAUGCUUGAGUUGCGUCGGCAGUCAGUCGGCAACAUUUAUUGAACACUCUCUGUGAGAAGGGCACUGUAUCUGGUACUUUGCAGCACCACAAGGCUGUUUACCAUUUCCUGUGGGCCAGAAACUAUAUGUCUCACAAGGGAAAACAUAUGAGGUCAAAAUUUACAAGCAAUUUGAAAAUACGUUGUUUUUUUCCCUUUCACGUCCCUUUCCCUUUCAUAAAUUUUACUCUGGUACUGAUUUAUAAAUCAAUUUCUACACCUCCCUUCAGUUCAUUCAGCCACCCACAGUGAAAUGUGGAAUUUUCAUAACUGGUGCUUUUUCAAGUAUUAAAGCCUUUUAAGUGCUGAUACGUCAUUUCCCCACUUUUUACUGCCUUGACGUUCUCGUCCCGCAAUCUGUCAUAGUAGUUUUAGCUUUCUGUAAAACAAAACAAACAAAAAAAAUCACUGUUUCAGUGAAUAGCCACAUCGAUGGAUCUCUACCAGUGCAAACUAUUUACAAAGCAUAGGUUACUGUGGAAUAUUGGUGGAGUUUGAAGACAUAAUGUUUUACUUUGCAUUCACGAGCUUCCAAGCACUGAGAGUGACCAUCAUCUUGACUUUAAAAACGAAAAGAGGUCACAAUGUUCACUGAAGACUGCAAGAUAUUAUUUAAUGGAUUUUGCUUUUGCUUUAUUGCAUAUUCAAAGUCAGGGUAAUCAAAUGGACUUAAAAGUCAAAGAAGGGAAUAAAUAAAAUGUAUAAUGCUUUUUAAAAUGUUUACUGCCACCCUUUUGUAAGUCAGUUUUUAGAUGACCUUUCUGGUUUUACAAUUAGUUAUAUGUUUAUGAGAGAGAUUUUCCAUAAAUCCUAGUGUGCAUGUCGGCAAAGCUUAGAUCCGCCUCAUGUCAGGGCAAGUAUGAUGAGGUUAAAAUGAUUUUUGUAAUGAGGUAAAUCAAUCAGAAACUUUAGGAAUUAAUUUAGUGUAUAUUUUUGUUCUUAAGUAGAUUUGAAAACCGAAUUAAUAUUUGGAAUAUUGGCCUUCUGGGCAACCUGUAUCUGCCCCAGCAGAAGUAUUUCACACUUGUUCUUAAUUACUGUCUGGACGUUUAAGUAAAUCAGCAGAUAGUUGAACACCUUAAUGACUUGAUUCUGUCUGUUGAGGAGAAAAAAUUGGGAAUAAGGUUAGCAGCAAAGCCUACAUUGAGUAAAUUUAUGUAGCACAAACUGAACAAUGAAGGAAGAAUUUUAUGAUUGCUGCAAAUCCUGCACUAUCUGAGAUGCUGUUUUCCUGGAAGUUGAUAGUGGAGGACAGGGGAAGUUAAAGGAGGAAGAAGUAAUAACAUCUGGAGAGGAGAAAGAAGGUGUGUACUCAAAUAUGUAUGCUCUUUUAUAUAACAUAAGCAGCUUAGCUUCCCAUUUGUAAUAUUCCAGAAUGGUCCACAAAUAUCAUUAAGCAUAAGUAAAUUGUUUUAAGAUUUAAUAAUGUAUUGUAAAUAAGGCCAUAAAUACUCUUCUAAUGUAUCAUUCCACAGGAGUGGUACAUAUUGCUAUAAGAUUAAAAAAAAGUCCUUAAUGCACUGUUUUCUCCUAAAUAUUUAGUAAAUUAAUACUAUUUAAUUUUUUAAAGAUCUGUCUGUGUAGACACUAAAAGUAUUACACAAAAUAUGGACUUCAUAUGUCCUUUUUAACAGCAAUUUAAAGUACUUUUAUAUGUGUAAUUUAGUAUAUACUUUCCAAAAUGCUCUAGUUUGUAUUUCCCAUGUUAUUAUUUGUGAAAGCAUACCUUUAUUUGUUUCCUUUUUCAAUAAUUUCAUGCACGCAGCCUUCAUUUUUGUUAUUACUAGAUUGCCUUUCAUGUCCCACAGCUUUGCUGCCGCUCUAGUUAUGUGGUAGCCACAUUCUGCUAAACCCAUUCUAACGGGUGGGCAAAAACAACUUCUCCUUUAGAGAUAAGAGUUUGUUGCUUUGGAGUUGUCCUGUCGUUCCUGAAAUGACUGUUCUGAGCUCACUGCAUUUAUUUUGUACUCUCGGUUGUAAUAAAAUUUAAUUGACUUUGAUUCUGUGUGAAUUUUUCAAAUAAAGAUAAUAUUCAUUUGUAAUAAUAAAAAGUUCUAAUUUA
Ornithorhynchus anatinus (platypus) is the source of this 5780-nucleotide messenger RNA. It is a transcript of the gene CDK19, whose product is annotated as cyclin dependent kinase 19. The record is from RefSeq and is a predicted model, not a curated record. Gene Ontology annotation, cellular component: cytosol; mediator complex; nucleus. The transcript has 13 exons. Gene Ontology annotation, molecular function: ATP binding; RNA polymerase II CTD heptapeptide repeat kinase activity; cyclin-dependent protein serine/threonine kinase activity. Gene Ontology annotation, biological process: protein phosphorylation. Lineage: Eukaryota; Metazoa; Chordata; Mammalia; Monotremata; Ornithorhynchidae. The coding region runs from base 70 to 1620 and encodes 516 amino acids.